Linnemannia hyalina is the source of this 3420-nucleotide messenger RNA. Lineage: Eukaryota; Fungi; Mortierellomycota; Mortierellomycetes; Mortierellales; Mortierellaceae. The record is from the annotation of a GenBank genome assembly.
AUGUUAAGUCGUUUCAAGAAAGCCUCGCGCGUUUUCCAAGGUGGCUCGAAAGAACAGAACUCUGAGACCACACCGCCCACCACAGCCGCGACUGCACCGACACCAUCUACCACAACAGCAUCUUCACCAACCGCUAUGGCAACCUCCAUUCUAGCUAUCUCGACAAAACUUACAUUGGGAGUCAUUGCUCCGCCUAACGAUUCUGUACACCAAGUCGAGAUCGUGACUACUGAAGUCGAGCCCGCCCAUGUAUCAUUGGAUUCACGCCCCGCUUCUCAUUCCAGCAUGUCAAACAAUGAAAAAACGUCGUCAGAUCAUGCCACCAUCCCUCCAUCUAAUGCCGCCGUUCCUGCAUCCAAUACCGCCACCGCCACUGCAGCAGGCACAACCAACUUCACAACCGCUACCCCAGUUGCUCAAUCGUCUUCAGAUCAGAGCCCUUCGGUAGCUCUGCUCCGCAAUGACAUCUUCCCCCAGAAUAUUGACGUACCGUCGCCCAAGGUCUCUCUGCCAAGGAUCCGAGGCCGAGUUGAAUCUACUCCCCAGCUUGCCUUCCUCAUUAGCCUAUUACGCGCUGCUUCUUCAUCUCACACUUCCAGCGUGGACAAUGGUGGCACAGCUUCCGCUCCCCAGGAUACCCUCAUCGACGCUGCCUAUCGCGACUGGGUCAAGACAACAACGCAACAUUUAAUCGAAAAGGACUACAUUGUAACGCUGCCGUCAAAGCUAGUGGUGGCGUUCAUUACUGAUGCCAGCAAGAAUUCGACGGCCAUCAAUGAAAUUGUUCUUCUCGGACCCGUUCUGGAGCGGGAGGAUUAUCGCACCCUUCUCAGAUGCUUCAUCAAAGAGUUUGAGUCCCGCAUUUUAGACCUCGAGUUGCUUCAAGGUCUGAUCCAUCUUGUUCAGUCCGCCUCUCCUGGGUUCCUUGAUUCCGACGACUUGGUCGACAUUCUCACCCCUAUUUGCACUCGCCUGCAGGGUGUUCACCAGAAGUCCUCGGUCCAUCCCUACCAUCUUACUCUGGCAGUGUCAAGAAUCCUAGAUGUCAUGGCGAAACUCAAAGUCGAGGACUUGGAGCGGAUCAGCAUUCACGAGCCGCUCUCUGUAUUCUUGCGUGGAAUGAAGGACAGCUCGGACCCUUACCUCAUGUACCAAGCUUGCUACGCGUUUCAGGCUCUGCAGUAUGUACCUGAUGACGAGACAGCCCUGGAGGCCUUUCUGAGACAUUCGACAGGUUUGGUGGACGGCCUAAUCAAGAUAUCAGGCUUAGUCCAGCUCAACUUUGGAGGAUUCCUGGAGGGGGUCAAGGAAGGUCAGAAGGUGAUCGAAGAAGCGGCCAGUACGAUCAAGUCAGCGUUCGAGGGAGUCCUAUCGCUGUUUGAGAGCGGGAGAGGGGUAGUCGAUAGUGUUAGGGAGGGUCUUGGAUCUGGACACAAGCGUCUGUGGUAUUUAGCGGUUCGUGGUGCAACAAUACUUGUUCGAGAAGGUCGACUCGCGGAGCUCAACAAAUUGAUCGUUGAGGCGCCUUGCCGCCGAAAUCCCUUGUUCCAAAUGGGCAUUUGCCAGCUGCUUGGAGAGAUUGUGGUCGAUGAGACCUGGGAUGUUGUUACCCGCAAGCAAGCCGUCGAUUUUAUUGGAGUGCUCUAUCGAGACGAUCGAGACUGGGGUCGAGACAAGAGCGUCAAGCAGUGGAUGUGGAUUAUUCUCUGCCGAAUCUCCAAAGUGCAGGACCAAGCCGUCAAGAAUCACGCGUCUGUUUUGGUGCGCAACUUCAGAGUGAAUGGGUGCUCCGAAUUGCCGGGCGAGUCUCCCUUACGGCCCCGACUUACCCCACCCAAAUCUUACCCGCUUCUUAACCGAGUUCAAAAGAUCCCCGAGGUUGAGAAGGACUUGCACGAAGUGGCGCUCGCACAGCUGAGUCACCACUGGGAUCACCAACUCUACGUGUAUAUACCACCACAGGUCAAGGCCAGUGUUGACGCUGCGGAUAGCGAUCAUUCUCCAUUGAUGGAAGAGGUCAUGACCUUCUUGAAGGGCGAGCGGGAAGUGUUGUUGCUAAGGGGAGUUUCGGGAGCUGGCAAGACGACAUUCAACCACAAGCUGGCAUAUGAUCUGUGGACGGAAUACACAACUGGAUGUCCCGGAGGACGCAUUCCGCUUUUCAUCAACCUUCCAGAAUCCAAGAAACCGGACGAGGAUAUGAUCGCGGAGAAGCUCAGAUCGCUCGACUUCAGCAACGCACAAAUCAAAGAGCUGAAACUAACCCGCGAGUUCAUUUUGAUCUGCGACGGAUACGAUGAACGACAACUCCUCGGCGUCAACCUCCACACUGGCAACGGUUUUUACGGCCCUGGGCGCUGGAAGGCAAAGCUUAUUGUCAGCUGCCGGAGUCAGUACCUCCCAAGGGACUACCUCUUCGACUUCCAGCCAAAACCCAAGAGAAAUCCCCCUCGCACCUCCGCGGAGCUCUACCAAGAGGCUGUCAUUAUACCGUUCACGGAGGAUCAGAUCGAGGAGUACGUCAAGGAGUUUGUGGUUCUUCCAGAUGACCAAGUCCUGCUUGCGGAUCGACCGAAAUGGACGGUGGAUGAGUACAUGACAAGAUUUAGGGAUAUCCCGAACUUGAUGGACUUGGUCGGCAACCCUUUUCUCCUGUCAGUGUCGUUGCAAGUCCUGCAUCUGGUCAUUGGCGACACCCAGGAUCUGAGGACGAUUCAAGUCACCGGCGUUCAACUGUACGACAAAUUUGUUGAGAAAUGGAUGGAGCGCGGUCAGAAACGUCUUCGGGAAAACCAACACCUCCCUUCCGACCAAAGGGCAGCAUUACAAUCAUUGAGCAACGACUACACCACCAGUUUCAGUCGACACGCCAUCAAAUACAUGAAGGAUCUGGCAACAUCGGUGUUUGAGAAGCAGGAGCAGGCAGGAAACCCGACCAUCGAAUAUUCUCAGCACGCCGAAAGGGGUACAUGGAAAGCCAAAUUUUUCGGCGACGGCGCCGAGAUCAGUGUGCUCCGGCAGGCGAGCCCCAUUGUCGGAACAGGGACCCAAUUUCAACUCCUCCAUCGAUCCAUGCUCGAGUACUUUUACUCACUCGACUUUUUCGAUCCUGGAGAGACCAAGAAGACCGACAACCACGGCAUCCCCAGCUACGAGGCUCUCCUUGAUUCUUUCAGGACACACAAGAUGACCAAGAGGUCUAUUGUUGGUGAGCCUUCGGUCGUCCAAUUUCUUGGCGAGCGCGCGCGGACAGAUCCGGAUUGGAAGCAGAUGCUUCUCGUCUUGAUGGAUACAAUGGAAACGGAUGUCGAGUCGAUUCAGGGGGCCAACAAUGCCAUCGCCAUCUUGCUUGACGCUGGUAUUCCUAUCAAUGGCGUUGACUUGCGCACCCUUCGACCCCAGUGGUACUCAUCAACCUAG